GGCCGCACCUCCGUCCCCGCGUCUGGUUGGGUCUGGGUGUGCUGCCGCUGUCUCUGCGCCACCACCACCACCACCGCAUCGGCACCAGCACCAGCACCAGCUGCGGCUGCUCCCAUCUUUUCUUCUCGAGGGAGAUGCUUCCGCUCCUCCUUAUAUCCACGCUCCCGGCCUUCACGCUGCUCCUCGUCGCGCCCGCCUCCUGCAAGCCCUGGAAGCUGGUGCGGGAGCUCGGCCUCGUCGCGCUGCUGCUGGCGCGGGAGCUGCUCCGGCACUCCGCCUCCGCCGCCGCGGGCGCGGGCAGGAAGGAGCAGCAGGCCGCCAGAAUGCCGCCGUCCAAGCCCAAGACGCCGCCGCCCGCAUUGGCGGAGGGCGACGCGGACGCGCUCCCGGUGCUCGACCUGCCGGAGCUGGCGCUGGAGCGCGUGCUGGAGGAGCUGUCCCCGGCGUCGCUCGCCGCGAUGGCGUGCGUCUGCGCGGGGCUCAGGGACCGCUGCUCCAUGGACGGCCUGUGGGCGCGCCACGUCCGGCGCAAGUGGGGCCGCGUGCUCGGCGCCGCCGCGCGCAGGGAGUGGCAGGCGGAGCUGGCCGCCAGAGCGGCCGCCGCCGCCCUCCCGCGCCCGGCCAGGCAGCGCGGCCUGGCGGACUCGCUGGCGUGCGCGUGGCCCUUCUCCUGGAUCGGGCGGCGCUGGCUCAAGGAAGACGCCGCCGCCGCCGCCCGCUCCGCACCCGCGCCGCCGGCGGACACGGUGGCCGCGUGGUACCGCGCGCUCGAGUGCGGCGACUUCUGGUUCCCCGCCCAGGUGUACAACCGCGAGCAGGACGGGCACGUCGGGUUCUUGCUCUCGUGCUACGACGCUCACCUCCGCUACGACCGGCGAACCGACACCUUCACCGCCAGGUACCCGCCCCACGGCCGGAAGCCGGCCAAGGAGGAGGAGGGCGUGCCGUGGUGCAGGGUCCGCGCGGCGCCGCUGAGCACGCCGGCGCAGGACCUCCACGCCUCGGCCUGCCUGGAGGACCUCCGCCCCGGCGACCACUUCGAGAUCCAGUGGCGGAAGAACAAGGACUUCCCCUACGGCUGGUGGUACGGCGUCGUGGAUCACCUGGAGCCGUGCAACGCCAACGAGCAUCUCUGCCGCUGCCAUGAAGAUGAUACGAUCAUGCUGGAGUUCAAGCACUACGCGGCCGGGUCGAGGUGGAGGCAGACGACGGUGAGCAGGAAAGACCACCGGGAGAAAGGGGACGAGACGGACGGCUUCUACGGCGGCAUCAGGAAGCUCCAGACCAAAGACGAGAUCUCAACGUGGCGGAGAUUCUGGCCGGUGGACGUGCUCAGCUGAACAUGGACAUAUAUCUGCCGCUCCGUUGUACAGCUGCUUGCCGGUGGUCGCCGAGCUGCGGCGUUCCUCUGAAGAAUGCACCCACCUGGUGGUGCUGCUGCUGCUGCCGCGCUUCUGAAUGUUUUUGGUACUACUGGAAAAUUCAGAUGGGUACGCCGGAUUCCAGAGUCCCAGCAGCAGUGAGAGGCAACGAUAGGCUUGUAUGUGAAUGAUGAUGUACAGCUCUACCAAGUCUUCAGUUUGCACCGUGCUGCUGCUGGAUCCUAGACUAGUAUUCCCUCUGGAAACAAAUAUAAGAGCAUUUAGAACACUAUUUUAGUGAUCUAAACGCUCUUACAUUUCUUUAUGGAGGGAGUAGAUUUCUGGUAUAGACCGAUGUCCAGUUGUAUUUUUCCGAGUCAUUGUAGCCAGUUAGUAGUAUAUCCAGUUACGCGGCUGCUUCGGACACGGAAAGCAACUUUGCCCUCACUA
Triticum urartu is the source of this 1811-nucleotide messenger RNA. Its product is annotated as F-box protein At2g32560. Lineage: Eukaryota; Viridiplantae; Streptophyta; Magnoliopsida; Poales; Poaceae. The record is from RefSeq and is a predicted model, not a curated record. Gene Ontology annotation, molecular function: protein binding.